CUCACUAAUGACACUGAUUUACGACGCGGAUGGAUAAGAGCGCUCUCGCCCCGGUUGCGGGGACUCUUAUUUUGACAGAGCGCAGCUCAUACGGUGGGAUGCUUCAGAGCGCGCGCGCACACCGCAAUCCAGUCUUGCAUCAGCGUCAUCUUCAGAGAGAGCGAGCUGUGAAAUUCCCUGACUAAAUGCAGUUUUGAUCUUUAUGUUCUCUAUGAGUGUUUAAAGUUGUGUGCGUCCAGAGAGAAAACCACACACAGUCAUACGCUUAUGCUGACACUCCUCAGGACAUAAAGCAAAGACGAUAUCACUUAAUAUUCAUGCUCAUCUUCGAUCUGUGCACAGAGAGCCCUGUUUAAUACAGCUAAUCAAGAUCUGGCUCCCUCUCUUCAUAUGCUUGUAUAAAUAAAUCUGUUAAACUGGAUUCCUUCUCCGAUUUUGGUGUUCUUACCAACACACCCGGCCCAGCUUCAACUCAUUAGCCACAGCUAGCACCUUACAGUCCUUAGUCCCUCAGCUACAUUUGGUCCUUCGAGCCGGAUACAAGCUGUUCCGGGAAUAUGCAGCAAAACGGUGAAGCAUCCUGGGUCCAAUCGACUCGACCGAAGAGGCAGCGGAGACCGCCACAGUGUCUGGAGGACUAUGAGGUUAGUCCAAUGAGACAACUGACACAAGUUUCAUCUCGUACAAGUUUAUUACAGCAUAUGCAUGGUCUAGAGGGGUGGAGCUCUCACCGUGAGGGAGCGGCUAUGAUGACGCCAGCUGAAAGAACACGUAUCACAAGGUUCCCUCGUCAGGUUCAGUGGGACUCCGAUAUUAGUGAGCAUGAUGAAGACUACUCUCCCAGCUAUGAUACACGUUCAACUGGCCGACGUGCAAAGUGGACAUAUACUCCGACACCCUUUGCAGGGGACGAGAAUGAGUUAUUUGAGAUGCGUAGAGAGAACACAUCAUUAUGCCGAUCUGAAGAGGACAGGCAGAGCAGCCAUGCACAGAUUUGGAGUAUUCAGAGUGAAAUGCAUUCUCCUGUAGCCCCAGUUAGGACACAGCAGGGGGCACGACAAGAAUCGUGGCCAGUACCACCUCCUCCUGUAAAGGAUCACUUUCCGGCCCGAAGGGAAGAAGAGGAGUAUGACGACUGGCUACCACCUCCACCAUGGCCCUCUGCUGAACCACCGACAAUGCCUCCGGAGGGUGAGGAGACACAGAUGGUCACAAUUAUAGAUAGAAUGAUGAAGGAACUCCAGCUAAUCAGAGAUAGUGCUGUAUCUAACUCCGCAACUAGAAGUCAUCUGUCUUCAACCCCUAAGAGACCACCAGCUAGGAAGUUUCAUGAGCCUCAGCCUCUGACGCACCGGCCACAUUUUUACUCACCAGGCAUCAGCUCUCCUCCUGUUCUUGACUCGGCUAGAUCUGGGCCUCUACCUAAACACGUACCAGGCCCUCACAUGAGUCAUUAUACCCCCUCUCGAGACAUACCAUACCAGCCUUUAUCAGCUAUGGUGAAGGAAAAGGAAUACCAUGGGCCAGCACCGAAAAUUCCCCUCUUCAUCCAUAGGGACCCCAUGGAAUUCUCCCGCCUGAAGCUCGCCCUAAUGAACCUGUUGCCAAAGGACGCCACUGAGCUCUUCAAAUAUCAGGUUCUCGUGGACCAUCUGAGAUUGGAGGAGGCUUGUCUUAUAGCUGACUCAUACAUCAAUUCACCUAUGCCGUACUCAGACACAAUGGCCGCAUUGAACGAGAAGUUCGGGCAGCCACAUCAAGUCGCCUUAAAGAGGAUUGCUGCUGUCAUGGACUCACCAGAGAUAAGGCGGGGUGAUACAGCAGCCUUUGAGAAGUUUGCUUUGCAUGUUCAGUCAUUAGUGGGCAUGUUGAAGACUCUGGGCUCUGAUGGAGAAGUUGAGCUGCGAUGCGGCUCACACGUUGCACGGCUGCUCACGAAACUUCCGCCUGAGUUGAGGGCCAAUUUCCGACGCCAGAUGUUCCAUCGACCUGGCUCUACUCAUACCCUGCUUGACUUAGCAGAGUGGCUCCAGUAUGAGUCAUGGUGUCAAAGUUAUGACACCCCAUCUGACACCCGAGUCCAAGGGUCACUGAGCUACAAAGCUGAGAAGCGACAGAGUAGAUCAGCGGCUACCGUGCUUCAUGGGGCAGAGAGCUCUGGAGGUAGUAAGGCCACAAAGCAAGAUGGCCAGAGUUCCUCAGAUUUCAAAAGGAGAGGCAAGAUAAAGCUGUACUGCCCAUAUUGUGAGAGUUCGGAACAUUUUCUGAAUAAGUGCCCAUCCAUUCAGAAGUUCACAAGGGAGGAAGUCAUAGAUUGGAUCAAGGUGAAUAAAAGAUGCUGGAGAUGUGGGAGGUCCCACCAAGCUGCAAAGUGUGACCUCAAAAGGCUCUGUGACCUGUGCCAGGGCAGGCAUUUGAAAGUUCUCCACAGUGUGAACACCCGUCCCGUUGCAGAGCCACCCAAAGUAGAGAGUUGUUUAGUGAACAACGGUACCGAGGUUCUUUACCUGGAUCGGCCAUCAACUUCCACUCGUGUCCUAUUAAAGGUUGUGAGAGUGCUUCUUCGGAACAAGGACCGUACUCUUGACACCUACGCGGUAUUGGAUGAUGGAUCGGAACGCACGAUGCUCCUUCCAGAAGCUGUUGACCGACUUGGUUUGCAAGGUAGACCAGAGGAUCUUGUCCUUCGCACAAUACGACAGGAUGUCCAAACCUUGAAGGGAUCAUCCGUCUCAUUCUGCAUAUCACCCCUUGCACAUCCCAGAAGAAGCUUUCAGGUGGCAGAGGCAUUCACUUCACAGCGCCUCAGUCUGGCGGAUCACUCAUAUCCCAUCUCCAUGUUGAAGAGAAAAUAUAAGCAUCUGGCAGACCUCCCUAUUGAACCGUUCGAGCUUGUCAAGCCACUUGUAUUGAUAGGACCAGAUCACCCCCAUCUGCUCACUCCAGUGAAGCCAGUGAGGUUAGGCCCUCCAGGAGGACCAGCAGCUAUCCGUACAAGACUGGGUUGGACGCUUCAGAGGCCGACUCACAUCAUCAAGUGGAUGGCAUGCGCACAACAGUGCUUCCUUACCAGUGUUUCACCACAGACAACAGAGUUGAUGAGGAAUGUUGAGAAACUCUGGCAGAUGGAUGUGCUGCCUUUUCAGAGGGACAAGAUGGCAGUGAGAUCGAAGCAAGACAAGGAGGCAAUAGAGCACCUGGAGGCAAAGACAAGGAGGGUUGAAGUUGCUGGUAUCUUUCGGUAUACUACUCCGUUGCUACGGAAACAAGACAUGCCCCUGUUCCGUGCAUCCAAAGAGGCGGUUCUACCAAGCUUGUGGAGUACAGAAAAAAGAUUAACGAAGGACCCUCAACGUGCCAAAGCUUACUGUGAGGCAAUCAAUCAGCUGGUACAAUCAGGAGCUGUCAAGAAGUUGGGCCCAGAUGAGAUCUCAAUGACUGGUGAAUCAUGGUACAUACCUCAUCACCUAGUUAGCCAUAAUGGGAAGAAUCGGCUUGUUUUCAACUGUUCCUACCAGUUUCGUGGGCUGAAUUUGAAUGAUGCCUUUCUCCCAGGACCGACCUUGGGCGCAUCUCUUCUUGGGGUCCUGCUGCGCUUUAGGCAACAAGCAGUAGCAGUUAGUGGAGAUAUCAGGAGUAUGUUCCACCAAGUCCAACUUCUGCCAGAAGACCGACCACUUCUCAGGUUUGUGUGGAGAGAUAUGAAGCGAGAGGUUCCCCCUGAUACCUUCGAAUGGCAAGUCCUGCCUUUUGGCACCACCUGUUCACCUUGUUGUGCCACCUUUGCUCUCCAACGGCAUGCUAGAGAUCACAGUGUUCCAGGGGAUGGUGUCAGAAACUCUGUAGAGCGCUGUUUUUAUGUUGAUAAUUGCCUUCAGAGCGUGGCAACUGCAGCUGAAGCCAGAGGAUUGGUCGACAAACUCAGAGAGACUCUGUCAUCGGGUGGAUUUGAAAUCCGACAGUGGGCAUGUAACAUCCCAAGUGCCAUCGGACAUCUGCCGAAGGAAGCUAGGUCGGACAGUAUGGAGCGCUGGCUCUCACAUGAUGACACUGGUCUGUCCGCUGACUCUUGUGCUAAGUUGGCAUUGGGAAUUGGACAUCUUGGGGUAUAAGAGCCGCCCACUUGAUUACG
Molecule: messenger RNA, 4132 nt
Organism: Carassius auratus (goldfish)
Lineage: Eukaryota; Metazoa; Chordata; Actinopteri; Cypriniformes; Cyprinidae
Exons: 2
Coding region: 558-4112 (1184 amino acids)
Source: RefSeq, a predicted model, not a curated record